AAUAUAUAUGCCUUAUUGUUAAAUGAAUGUGCUUCAACAGUAUACAUGUCAUGUUAUAAUUAGAUGUGUGUUGAAGAAGGAGUUAAAACUGUCGAUAGAUUUUUCCAGCCCUUAUAUCUGAUUGGUCAAAAGUUGAGCGCUGGGACGGACAAGUCAGUCCGCUGCUGCCCUCCGGAGUGUUGUGGACAGCGUACUAUAGGUUGUUGGAUACCGAAUUUGAAAAUGAAUGCAAUAUUACUCAGAAUUUAGCAGUUAGUUUUGCGUGUGAUUGUUGGAAGUGCGUAGUUUUGUCUUUCGUUUAAAAUUAUUUUAAAGACCGAAGCAUUUUACGGUGUGCCAGUUUAUUAUAUACAUACUGGAGUGGGGCGGUCGAUGAAAUCGGCCACUGACAAUUAAUGCAUGGAGACAGCGGAUCUCAGUAAGAAUGGGUAACAAGAUUUCAACAAGGAUGUCGAUACGGGGUUAACUUCAGCCACGGAAAUUCAGAUUUUGGAUCAUGAAGUCUUUGAUCAGGAUGGGAGUUUGGAAGAUCAUGCUGCUCAUCUUUGAGGCUUUUCUGCUGUCUGACUGCGCAAGAGGGCCCCCGAGGGUGGCGGAGAGAGUAGCCCACAGGCAGACAGCUCGUCUGGGCAGCGCCAUCAAGCUGCCCUGCCUGGUGGAGGGAGACCCCCCGCCACUCAUCAUGUGGACCAAGGACGGACGCAACAUCCACAGCGGCUGGAUCCGCUUCCGGAUCCUCCGUCUGGGGCUCAAGAUCAAGGAAGUGGAGGCAGAGGAUGCUGGGACCUACAUCUGCAAGGCCACCAACGGCUUUGGCAGCGUCAACAUCAACUACACCCUCAUAGUGAUUGACGACUCUGGUUCCGACAAGACCGGGCCCGGGGUGGCAGAUGAACUGGAGGCGGAGUCAGGCCCAGACAGCUUGUCAGGUAAACUAGUCCGGCCCAGGUUCACCCAGCCUGCCAAGAUGAGGAAGCGUGUGAUCGCCCGUCCCGUGGGCAGCUCGGUGCGUCUGAAGUGCGCCGCAAGCGGGAACCCUCGUCCAGACAUCGUGUGGAUGAAGGAGGAGCGCCCGCUCACCGACAGAGAGGUCGGCCAAGGGCGCCAGAAGAAGUGGACCCUGAGCCUGAGGAACCUGACCCCAGAGCACAGUGGCCGCUACACCUGCAGGGUCUCUAACCGUGCCGGGGAGAUUAACGCCACUUACAAAGUGGAGGUCAUACAGCGGACCAACUCCAAGCCCAUCCUGACGGGCACUCACCCGGUCAACACCACGGUGGACUACGGGGGCACCACCUCCUUCCAGUGCAAGGUGAGGAGCGACGUCAAGCCCGUCAUCCAGUGGCUCAAGCGGGUGGAGUCCAACGAGGAGAGCCGCUACAACUCCACCAUCGAGGUGGGAGACCACCGCUUCGUGGUGCUGCCCAUGGGGGAGGUGUGGUCGCGCCCCGACGGCUCCUACCUCAAUAAGCUGCUGAUCACCAGGGCCAAGGAGGAGGACGCGGGCAUGUACAUCUGCCUGGGCGCCAACACCAUGGGCUACAGCUUCCGCAGUGCCUUCCUGACCGUGCUGCCUGACUCCAAGCCCCCCAUCACCCCAAUGUUUACCCCAGCCUCCAGCACCCUCCCCUGGCCUGUCAUCAUCGGCAUCCCUGCUGGCAUGGUGUUUAUCUUCGGUACGGUGCUGCUGUGGUUCUGCCAGAGCAAGAAGCACUGCUCUCCUCCCAGUGCCCCCACGGGGGCCUCUCAGAACCUGCAGGCCUCCCACCGCCUGCCCUACCGGGACCGGGACCGCACCUGCGUGGCCCCCUCCUCCACGUCCUCCAGCCCAGACAAGGACUGCAUAAACUACGAGGACUACCUGACCCAGAAGCAGUUGCUCCUCACCCAGGGCGGUUCGAACCUCCCGACCAAAAUCUACCCUAAGAUCUACACUGACAUUCACACGCACACACACUCUCACGUGGAUGGGAAAGUACACCAGCAUCAACACAUUCACUUUCAGUGUUAGCCCCCCCCCCCCCUCCUCCUCCCUCUCUGGAGCAGCGAUGCUCCCUCCGUCCUCCUCUCUCUCUCUCUCUGCCUGUGAUGUCCAGAGAGCGUCUGAGCUGUGUUCUGGUCCAUACUUCAGAAAACCGCUCGUCGUCACACACAAGCUUGGGACUGUUCGUUUAACUGUUAUCAAACCUGGCCUGAACCCUCUGCCCUGGACCAGACCGUGCUGGGGGGUUCCAGAUACAACUACACAGUACUGACUGAGCGGUGUUUUAUCAGAAGUAACCACACAUUCUGGAACAAAUGCGAGUGGUUCCAGACAUUUCAUCAUCGUCGCUUGGUACUAAUGUGUACAGAUUUCACACCACUAAAACCAAUUAAAGCCUUAUGUGCACUUACUUUCUUUAAACAUGUUGAGAUUCUGCAAAGUCGUACGAGAUCAAACGGUAGCUUUUGAGAUUCACAGUGACGUGCUGUUGACCCUCAUCUACAGGGGUUCACGGACCGGGACUGGGGUCAGUGUCAACCUUUACCUCUACUCAAACUUUGUUUUGUUGUGAUUAAAAUGGUACUGAACAUAUUGCAGAAGGGCAGGUUUCAUGCUCAUACUCAGGUACGCCCUUUGAUCUUGUAUUGUUUUAGAUUUGUCGUGCUCAUCCAUCUAACCUGACCACUCUUCUUUCCUGGAGCUGUGUCCAUCAGUGACCUUGUCUCUCCUGUUUUCACCCAUAAGGUCACAUAGGUUGACCUUUCAUAUGUCGCCUCCUGAGUUGUAUUGAGGUACCCGGGUCUUGCCAUAUCUGAGAGAUUGCAAGGGAUACAACAUUUCGGUUUCUACAUCCAGGACCUUGCAACACUUCAACCUCCAGAACACAAACGUUUAGGUUGCUACCACUAGGCUAGUAUGCGUGUUUAUGUAGUGGUGAUAUCCCCAGAAUACCCAGAAGGCUUUGCUGUAAAUACGAUACCACUGUAUAUGACAACAACGGAAAGUAUUUGGACUGCAACCAGUUUUUAUAGAUGUAGUCGAUUAUAUACAUUUUGAAACUCGUUCUGUAUAUUUUAUUUAUUUUAUUAAGGAAUCACAUUGUAUGUUUGUUUUCCGAACUUAGGCAUUUCAUAUGUAUUUUGAUCUCAAGUAUGUAAUAUUAUAAAGGUUUACUGUGGUUCAGAUGUAAAGUAUAGCCUAUAGCACAUAAGCACCGCCAGUUGAAUCAUAUUUAGUCCGUGCUAGUAUUUAGUCCAUCAUGUACUGUAUGUAAUUGGUUAUAUUUGACAAUCCUGUAUGAAAUAUCUUAAAAGAAGAAAAUAAACUAAGCUACAUCAUU
This is a messenger RNA of Hypomesus transpacificus, 3323 nucleotides long. RefSeq names its product fibroblast growth factor receptor-like 1. The record is from RefSeq and is a predicted model, not a curated record. Gene Ontology annotation, molecular function: fibroblast growth factor binding; fibroblast growth factor receptor activity. Lineage: Eukaryota; Metazoa; Chordata; Actinopteri; Osmeriformes; Osmeridae. The transcript has 7 exons. Gene Ontology annotation, cellular component: plasma membrane. Bases 497 to 2011 code for a protein of 504 amino acids.